Aspergillus costaricaensis CBS 115574 is the source of this 1140-nucleotide messenger RNA. It is a transcript of the gene yop1, whose product is annotated as putative membrane biogenesis protein (Yop1). The record is from RefSeq and is a predicted model, not a curated record. The coding region runs from base 137 to 646 and encodes 169 amino acids. The transcript is spliced from 6 exons. Lineage: Eukaryota; Fungi; Ascomycota; Eurotiomycetes; Eurotiales; Aspergillaceae.
CCUCCUCUUCUCCCUCUGCCGCGCCCUGAUAACGACCGAAUCCGACCUUUCGCUGUCCCUUUCUCAAGAGUUUACGAAGCCAGAUCUCUCAUUCUUCUCUUAGUACAGCUUCUGCUAUCUUCAUUUUCCCUCCAAAAUGGCCUCUUUCCAGGAUCGUGCUCAGCACGCCAUUGCCCAGCUCGACAAGGAGCUCUCCAAGUACCCUGUCCUCAACAACUUGGAGCGUCAGACCUCCGUCCCCAAGGUUUACGUGAUCCUUGGCCUCGUCGGCAUCUACUUCUUCCUGGUCUUCUUCAACAUCGCCGGUGAAUUCCUCGUCAACCUCGCUGGUUUCCUCAUCCCUGGAUACUACUCCCUGAACGCUCUGUUCACCGCCGGAAAGGCCGAUGACACGCAGUGGUUGACGUACUGGGUUGUUUACGCUUUCUUCACCGUCAUUGAGAGCGCCAUCUCUGCUCCUUACUGGUUCCCCUUCUACUACAUCUUCAAGUUCGCCCUUGUCCUCUGGAUGUCUCUCCCCCAGACCAACGGUGCUCAAAUUGUCUUCCACUCCUUCAUCCAGCCCGUGCUCGGCCGCUUCUUCCAGGGCGGUUCCACCUCGGCCAACCUCCGCGCUCAGGCCGAGGCUGCCGCCAAGGACCAGUAAAUAGCUAAACCGUGAAGUCCGGGGUGAAUCUGUGACUUGAUCUCGAUCAACUCACAGAGUCAGUCGAUUGUGUCUCGGUUUAUGUUUUUGGGGGAAAUUUUGCAAAACAAAGGCAAUACGAAAGACUUCCCUCCGGGAGAAUUUUGCAAAGCCGAUAUGUUUGGAAAAAUAUUCGAUGUAACGGGAUGAAGCGGUGUGAUGGAUUGAUUGAUUGAUUGAUUGAUACGAUACGAUACUUUGAGCCUUGUCAGGCGAGAAUUGGGCUAUCCUUGUGUGUGUGUGUGUGUGUGUGGUUGCUUUUUCAUGCUGUUCCUUUUUCAUUGCCAUGACUUGAAUCUAAGUAGAAUUGCGUGUUGAAUCUUUUUGCGUUGAUUGGUUGGUUUGGAAAGGGAGAGGACACCACUGUGCUUUCUCUCCCCCCAUAGCUGUGUGGUAUUAUUAUUAUUAUAGCUAUACUUUGAUGCAUUAUGCCUCCGUUUCUUGGUAAAAUUGAG